This is a messenger RNA of Cuscuta campestris, 1922 nucleotides long. The record is from the annotation of a GenBank genome assembly. NCBI's taxonomy places the organism in Eukaryota, Viridiplantae, Streptophyta, Magnoliopsida, Solanales, Convolvulaceae.
AUACUUUUCUUGCUCUUUUUCCGCUACAACUUUGCGCAUAAGUUUUUGUUUUUACGAAAAACUUGCAAACACCCUAAUUCACCCCCCUCUUAGGGUGUAAACCGACUUUCAAUUGGUAUCGGAGCAGGAAGUUUGAUCCUUUCACACUCAUCUCUUAAUUCUUUUUACGACACAUGGAUUCAAUGAACUCCCAAAGCAUUACCAAGCCACCAUUCUUCAAUGGGGAUAACUAUGGCUAUUGGAAAAUGCGAAUGGAGAAUUUCAUUCAAUAUAUUGACUAUGAUUUAUGGAUAGUCACUAUUCAUGGUCGUUUGUUACUACUCCAAUGGACAAACUCACCAUCGACGACAAGAAAAAACUCUCCUUGAAUGCCAAAGCAUUAAACAUGUUGUUUUGUGCCUUGGGUCAAGAUGAGUUUGCUAGGGUGAGCUCUUGCAAAUCCGCAAAGGAAGCAUGGAAGCUUCUAGAAGCCACCCAUGAAGGAGAUAAAGAUACAAAAGCUACCAAGAUAGCUUUAGGAACAUCCGAGUAUGAAAAUUUCAAGAUGAAGGCCGGAGAAUCCGUUCAAGAUAUGAACAAACGAUUCAACCUCAUUGUCAACAGUUUGAGUAAGCUAAAUAAAGUUUAUCCUACGAGUGAGAUUAACACCAAGAUUAUAUUCUCUCUUUCUAGAGAGUGGCAUAGUCUUGUUGUAAAUUUGUUGCCCAAAUGUGCGGCUGUUGAAACCUCCACCAUUUGGAGCAACCUAUACUCUGAUGAGCUUCUUUUGAAGAAAAUGAAGGAAGAAGAACAGGUUCCUAUCAUCAAGAAGACCAUGGCACUCAAAAUUGAUGACCAUCCGGAGAGCGAAGGAGAAAGUGAUGAGGAGCUUGCCAUGUUCAAGAGAUACAAAAAGUUUAUGAAAUGGAACAAGGUCGAAUCGUCAAAGAGAUUUCCACCAAAGAAAGGUAAAUCAAAUCAAAUAACUUGUUAUGAAUGUGGAAAUGUAGGUCAUAUCAAACCGGAGUGCCCAAAGCUCAAAAAGAAGGAAGAGCUUAAAAAGGUGAAGAAGAAGGCAUUGAAGGUCCCUUGGGAUGAUUUAAACUCGGAUGAAAGUGAUAGUGAUCAAAGCCAAGAAGAAAACGUGAAUGCUUGCUUCAUGACUUCAAACGAUGAGGAAGAGGCUUUCGCCGACCCACAUAUCAUUGAGGGGAGGACCCUAAAACAAGAUGACAUCCCGGUUCCCGUUCUUGAACUCAUUCAAGAACAAGAUAAUCAAGUCGGGGUUUAUGAAUGCACUCUCCUAUAUUGGCUCCUCACUCACAAGAAAAUCAAUCUCCCCUUCAUGAUCCUAAGACACAUGCACGAAUGCUCCGGUCGCCAAAACAAACCCUAUGGCAUGCUUCUUACCCACAUCUUUUCCAAGAGGGAAAUUCUUGAGGUGCGCCCUUCUCGUGUCCACUAUCUUGACGCGGAGUGCCUUGGCUAUUGUGGCCUUGUAAAAAUUGGAGAGGAGUAUUGCAUGAAGAAGGAGUUUCAAAAUCUUGAUGAAGCGACACGAGCGGAGUAUGGUCCUAGGCGUUCCAUGUCAUCUUUGCCUUCCACUUCACGAGCACCCCGAGCCGUAGCUGAAGAAAAUGCAAACACAGAGCUCCCCGUUCGUUCUCCUCGGGUCAAACGCUCAAAUUCGGUGUCUCAUGCUUACUCGGACUUUCUCUUGCAUCGUCACUCCCACAUGGCCUCCACUUCAAAAAAUCCUUUCAAGAAGUUCAAGAAAUUCAUUCUCGAGACCGUGGUGGCUCCAAUGAGGAAACUUCAGGAAAGCCUCGAUGACCUCUCGGAUCGGAUAAAGAAGAUGGAAGACCGUGAGAAUCACCAAAAACAAAAUGAGGAUCAUGCUUCUAGACGUCGUCACUAAGUGUUGAGCAUUUGACAAUAUGAUC